CCGCCUGCUUCCUUCCCUCUCCAGCACUGGGUGACAUUGAGCUCACCAGCGCCGCCGUCCCCGGCGAAGUUCUGCGCUGGUCGGCGGAGUAGUAGGUGGCCAUGGGGAGCCUCCGCGGUCUGCUCCUGGCAGCGGGAAGCUGUUUUAGGUUAUGUGAAAGAGAUGUUUCCUCAUCUCUAAGGCUUACCAGAAGCUUUCAUUUGAAGAUAAUAAAUGGAUUUUGCAUAAAACCACAGGAAAGUCCCAGAGCUCCAUCCCGCACUUACAGCCACAGAGUGCCUUUACACAAACCUACGGAUUGGCAGAAAAAGAUGCUGAUAUGGUCAGGUCGCUUCAAAAAGGAAGAUGAAAUCCCAGAGACUGUCUCGUUGGAGAUGCUUGAUGCUGCAAAGAACAAGAUCCGCGUGAAGAUCAGCUAUCUCAUGAUUGCCCUGACAGUGAUAGGAUGCAUCGCCAUGAUUAUCGAGGGCAAGAGGGCUGCCCAAAGAAACGAGACUUUAACACGCUUGAACUUAGAAAAGAAAGCUCGUCUGAGAGAGGAAGCAGCUAUGAAGGCCAAAACAGAGUAGCAGAGGUAUCCGUGUUGGCUGGAUUUUGAAAAUCUAGGAAUUAUGUUGCAACGAGCCUGUAUUAAAAAGGAUGUGGUAUGAGGAUCCAUUUCAUAAAGCAUGGUUUGCCCAAACCUGUACCAUUUCCGUAUUUCUGCUGUAGAAGUAGAAAUAAAUUUUCUUAAAUAAUGA
Messenger RNA from Rhinopithecus roxellana (golden snub-nosed monkey), 740 nucleotides. RefSeq names its product family with sequence similarity 162 member A (gene FAM162A). Lineage: Eukaryota; Metazoa; Chordata; Mammalia; Primates; Cercopithecidae. Gene Ontology annotation, biological process: neuron apoptotic process; cellular response to hypoxia; positive regulation of release of cytochrome c from mitochondria. The coding region runs from base 102 to 569 and encodes 155 amino acids. The record is from RefSeq and is a predicted model, not a curated record. Gene Ontology annotation, cellular component: mitochondrion. The transcript is spliced from 5 exons.